Populus nigra (black poplar) is the source of this 1090-nucleotide messenger RNA. RefSeq lists its product as uncharacterized. The record is from RefSeq and is a predicted model, not a curated record. Gene Ontology annotation, molecular function: RNA binding. Gene Ontology annotation, cellular component: ribonucleoprotein complex. NCBI's taxonomy places the organism in Eukaryota, Viridiplantae, Streptophyta, Magnoliopsida, Malpighiales, Salicaceae. The transcript is spliced from 2 exons. Bases 156 to 917 code for a protein of 253 amino acids.
GUCAGUUGCCCUAGAAGACCAAAAAAAAAAAACUCCUAUCGGGGGCAAGACAGUUUCAGUUUCCAGCAAAAGAGAAAAAAAAGGCAACCCAAACAAAGAAGCAACCUCACACCUGCAGGCGAGCAAAACACUUUUUCCAAAGAAUCGAAAAGGAGAUGUUCUAUCGAGGAUAUCCUGAUGGACGUGAAAUGGGUGCAAAACGUCAGCGAAUAGCUGACAAGGGUCCUUCAUUCUAUGCAAACUCCCCUGGUUCAAGUUCUAUGUACAAUGCACCUCCCAAUGGAUAUGCGAGCCAGCCACCUCAUUUCCCUGUUGUCCGCCUCCGUGGUCUUCCUUUUGAUUGCACAGAAACUGAUGUGGCUGAGUUCUUCCAUGGUCUGGACAUAGUUGAUGUUCUUUUUGUUCACAAGGGUGGCAAGUUCAGUGGUGAAGCUUUUUGUGUUUUGGGGUAUCCUCUUCAAGUUGAUUUUGCACUUCAAAAGAACAGGCAGAACAUGGGCAGGAGAUACGUUGAGGUUUUCCGAAGUAAGAGGCAGGAUUAUUACAAGACAAUAGCGAAUGAAGUGUCAGAAUCUCGUGGCUCACCACGACGAAAUAUCCCUAGGGCUAAAUCGUAUGACGAGGGAAAGGACUCAGCUGAACAUACAGGAGUAUUACGAUUGAGGGGACUGCCAUUUUCAGCUAGCAAGGAUGACAUAAUGGAAUUCUUCAAAGAUUUUGUUUUAUCAGAUGAUUCGAUCCAUAUUACAAUGAAUUCAGAGGGUAGGCCAACAGGGGAAGCCUUUGUGGAGUUUGCAAAUGCUGAAGAUUCUAAGGCAGCGAUGGCCAAGGAUAGGAUGACUCUUGGGAGUCGUUAUAUAGAGCUGUUUCCCUCGUCAGUGGAGGAGUCGGAUGAAGCAGUUUCAAGAGGCCGAUGACCUGUUCUUAUUGUACGUUUGCUUAUAUCUGGUAUUUUGUACUAGAAAUCUUUAACCUUGUCUUGUUGUUUGAAAUUUUGCUUUACUAGUUUUUCCCUCGUAAGUUUGUUGUUUUGAGCUGUUUAGGAUUCCACUUAUGAAUCUAUGCAUAUCUAGUCAGAUUGUUAUUCUAA